UUCUUGUUGGAUAGCCAAGAUGCGUCCCCAGUUCCCACUCCCAUUGGGUGCCGGGUUUCUAGAGAAGCCAAUCAGCGUCGCCGCGGUCCCGGUUCUAAAGUCCCCAGUCACCCACCCCGACUCAGAUUCUCCCCAGGGGCCGAGGAUAGCGGUCAUGGCGCCCCAAACCCUCCUCCUGCUGCUCUCGGGGGCCCUGGCCCUGACCCAGACCCUGGAGGGCUCCCACUCCCUGACGUAUUUCUACACUGCGGUGUCCCGGCCCGGCCGUGGGAAGCCGAGCUUCAUUGCCGUGGGCUACUUGGACGACACGGAGUUCGAGCGGUUCCACAGCGACGCAGCGAGUCCGAGGAUGGAUCCGCGGGCGCCGUGGAUGGAGCAGGAGGGGCCGGAGUAUUGGGACCGGGAGACAACUAGCCUCAAGGCGGACGCACAGAUUAGCGAAAUGUGCGUGAGGAUCCUGGCCGGCCACUACAACCAGAGCGAGGCCAGGUCUCACACCUUCCAGAGGAUGUAUGGCUGCGAAGUGGGGCCAGAUGGGCGCUUCCUCCGCGGGUAUGACAAGAGAGCCUACGACGGCAAGGAUCACAUCGCUCUGAACGAGGACCUGCGCUCCUGGACUGCAGCAGUCACGGAGGCUCAGAUCAGCCAGCGCCAGUUGGAGGCGAACAAUGUGGCUGAGCGGAUGAGAGCCUACCUGGAGGGCGAGUGCCUGGAGUUGCUCCGCAGACACCUCGAGAACGGGAAGGAGACACUGCAGCGCCUGGAUCCCCCAAAGACACAUGUGACCCACCACCCCAUCUCUGACCAAGAGGUCACCCUGAGGUGCUGGGCCCUGGGCUUCUACCCUGCGGAGAUCACACUGACCUGGCAGCGGGAUGGGGAGGACCAAACUCAGGACACUGAGCUUGUGGAGACCAGGCCUUCAGGGGAUGGAACCUUCCAGAAGUGGGCAGCUGUGGUGGUGCCUUCUGGAGAGGAGCAGAGAUACACGUGCCAUGUGCAGCACAAGGGGCUGCCAGAGCCCCUCAUCCUGAGAUGGGAGCCAUAUUCCCAGCCCACCAUCCCCAUCGUGGGCAUUGUUGCUGGCCUGGCUGUCCUAGGAGCUCUGGUCACUGGAGCUGUGGUCACUGCUGUGCUGUUGCAGAGGAAGAGCUCAGGUGGAAAAGGAGGGAGCUACUCUCAGGCUGCGUGUAAGUGGUGGGGGCGGGAGUGUGGAGGAGCUCACCCACCCCAUAAUUCCUCCUGUCCCACAUCUCCUGUGGGGUCUGACCAGGUCCUGUUUUUGUUCUACCCCAGGCGGUGACAGUGCCCAGGGCUCUGAUGUAUCUCUCACGGCUUGUAAAGCCUGAGACAGGUGCCUUGUGUGGGACUGAGAUGCAGGAUUUCUUCACGCCUCCCCUUUGUGACUUCAAGAGCCUCUGGCAUCUCUUUCUGCAAAGGCAUCUGAAUGUGUCUGCUUUCCUGUUUGCAUAAUGUGAGGAGGUGGAGAGACAGCCCACCCCAUGUCCACCAUGACCCCUGUCCCCACGCUGACCUGUGUUCCCUCCCCAGUCAUCUUUCCUGUUCCAGAGAGGUGGGGCUGGGUGUCUAUAUCUCUGUCUCAGCUUCAUGGUGCACUGAACUACAACCGCUUACUUCCCUACUGAAAAUAAGAAUCUGAAUAUAAAUGUGUUUUCUCAAAUGUUUUCCAUGAGAGGUUGAUGAGUUAAUUAAAUAAUUCAAUUCCUAAAAUUUGAGAGAGGAAAUAAAGACCUGAGAACCUUCCAGAAUC
Messenger RNA from Sapajus apella (tufted capuchin), 1771 nucleotides. RefSeq names its product class I histocompatibility antigen, Gogo-B*0102 alpha chain-like. Gene Ontology annotation, cellular component: external side of plasma membrane. Bases 20 to 1303 code for a protein of 427 amino acids. Gene Ontology annotation, biological process: antigen processing and presentation of endogenous peptide antigen via MHC class Ib; antigen processing and presentation of endogenous peptide antigen via MHC class I via ER pathway, TAP-independent; immune response. The transcript has 7 exons. The record is from RefSeq and is a predicted model, not a curated record. Gene Ontology annotation, molecular function: peptide antigen binding; signaling receptor binding. NCBI's taxonomy places the organism in Eukaryota, Metazoa, Chordata, Mammalia, Primates, Cebidae.